AAUAUUGCUAUUGCGGCGUUUUAAGGUGGACCGGCAAAUUCGACUAAGAAGCCGGCGAACAAGAAGCCAACUUCAAGUCUCCUCUGAGUUCAGGACAGAAUUAAUCAUGGAGAUUCCCCUGUUCACCGUGGACUCAUUUGCCCGUUCACCAUUUGAGGGCAAUCCAGCAGCAAUUUGUCUGUUAGAGAAUCCACUGCAAGAAGAGCUCUAUCAGAAGAUUGCAGCCGAGAUGAACUUAUCAGAGACAGCCUUCAUUACAAAGCUGAAAGCUACAGACGAUUUUUGUUCAGGAGCACGAUUCAGCUUGCGCUGGUUCACUCCCAUACAUGAGAUUGCACUUUGUGGCCAUGCAACACUGGCUUCCUCCGCUGUGCUCUUUUACAAGAAAGAAAACGUCAACCCUGUGGUGGUGUUUGAGACACUGAGCGGAGAGCUGCGGGUCGGCCAGCGAGGGGAAUUUGUAGUGAUGGACUUCCCACUGAACAAGCCUGAGGCCCAAGACCACAGUCUAUACAAGGACCUCCUUAAGGCUGCUGUGGGAGAUCUGCCCGUUCAGGAUGUCUGCCUCUGUAAAACCACAAAGAACCUGCUAGUGCGUCUGGCUGACUCAUGUGGCAGGUCAGCUUUAACAUCGAUAAAGCCAGAGGCCGAGAGUCUGCUGAGACACGAAAAUGGAAGCAAGAUAAAAGGCAUGAUUGUCACUAUUAAGGGAGAAUCCACUUCCCAGGUGAAAUAUGACUUCUUCUCCCGCUACUUUUCUCCUUGGCAUGGGGUCCUUGAAGAUCCAGUUUGUGGCUCUGCACAUACAGUCCUGGCUGCCUACUGGUCUGAGCAACUGGGAAAGAAGAAACUGUUAGCUUACCAGUGCUCCAGACGUGGGGGUGAGCUGGAGCUGGAACUGAGAGAUGACGGCAGAGUGAAUAUCGUUGGUCGAGCAGUGGUCCUCCUUCAGGGAACCCUUAAACUUUAGAGAAGCAGCUUCUCAAAGGGCUCACUGUGAAAGUCGUUUAUCCAUGAAGCUACAGAUUAUUCCCAAGACUUAUUUUUGGGCUGUCAUCAGAGGCUGCAUUUCAUCAGCACUUGUCAAAAAGGUGUGCAAAGUAAUCUGAAGAACUUCUGUGUUGUGCUGUGAGAAUAUUGAUUUUUGGUGAGUGGUCUUUGGCUACAGCUUUUCAGGACUACAAAGCUAAUCAUUUAAAUAACUGCUUUAUUACACAGACAAAAUAUCACAAUAUUAUUUACAUAUAAAAGUUAAAAUACAUUUCUCAAUACAAAAGCUGUAAAAAGGUCUCUCUUAAUAAAGACAUAUGAUGAGCAGA
This is a messenger RNA of Colossoma macropomum (tambaqui), 1319 nucleotides long. RefSeq names its product phenazine biosynthesis-like domain-containing protein 1. Bases 107 to 970 code for a protein of 287 amino acids. The record is from RefSeq and is a predicted model, not a curated record. Gene Ontology annotation, molecular function: isomerase activity. Gene Ontology annotation, cellular component: cytoplasm. The transcript has 9 exons. Lineage: Eukaryota; Metazoa; Chordata; Actinopteri; Characiformes; Serrasalmidae. Gene Ontology annotation, biological process: biosynthetic process.